This is a messenger RNA of Erigeron canadensis, 2930 nucleotides long. RefSeq names its product cell division cycle protein 27 homolog B. Gene Ontology annotation, molecular function: protein binding. The record is from RefSeq and is a predicted model, not a curated record. The transcript is spliced from 16 exons. NCBI's taxonomy places the organism in Eukaryota, Viridiplantae, Streptophyta, Magnoliopsida, Asterales, Asteraceae. Gene Ontology annotation, biological process: cell division. The coding region runs from base 248 to 2509 and encodes 753 amino acids.
AAAAUUUGAAUCUCUCUCUCUCUCUCUCGUUUGAACACACACACACAGACACACACUUGAUACCAAAUUUCAGUCUCUUUCUUUCAUUCUUUAAUUAAUUACUCAAAAGCAAAAUCAAUCAAUCAAUUAAUGUAAAUAUAUACAUUCUUUGUAAUUUGUUUUCCCUGAAACAUCACUUCCGAAAUCCCCGGUUCCUUUAGCUUCAAAUCCCUUCCCCACCAAUUCCAGUGUGUAAGUUUUGGCAUCUAUGGAGAGUUUGUUAACUGACUGUGUACAGAAUAGUCUGCGGCAUCUUUUAUACCGAAAUGCAAUUUUCAUGUGCGAGCGCCUCUGUUCCGAGUUUCCUUCCGAGACAAAUCUGCAAUUGUUAGCAGCAUGUUACUUGCAAAGCAAUCAAGCUUAUUCGGCUUACCAUAUCUUGAAAGGAACACAAUUGCCUCAGUCCAGAUACUUGUUUGCAAUAUCAUGCUUUCAAAUGGAUCUCCUGAAGGAAGCCGAAAUGGCAUUAUCGCCUUCUAAUGAGCCUAGUGCUGAGGUCCCAAAUGGUGCAGCUGGUCAUUAUCUUCUUGGGCUCAUCUACAGAUACACAGAUAGAAUAAAAAGUGCAGUUCAUCAGUUUAACCAGGCCCUGUCGAUGGAUCCUCUGUUGUGGGCUGCAUAUGAGGAGUUGUGUAAAUUAGGGGCUGCUGGCGAAGCAACAUCAGUGUUUGGGGAAUUGGCCUCCGAAUGUAUCCAGAAGCAAUACUUGAGUAACGAUGUGGGUCCUGAGUUGCAGGCGUCUAAUGGCGAUCAUAAUCUGGUUGCUGGUAGACAAACAGCUGAAAGUGUUAGUCCAAGACAACUAAGAAUGUUGCAUAGCAAUAACGUCAAGGAUAAUUCCGUAAAUCAUAAUGGUGCAGUUUUUUCUGCCAGCCAACCCAACAUUAAUGGUGUUCAUGCUAACAUAUCAUUUUAUAAUACCCCUUCUCCAAUGACCACCCAGCUGUCAGGUGUGGCCCCUCCACCUAUAUGUAGAAACAUGCUCCAAAAUGUUCCCACAAGCUCGAGUUCUGCUGGUGCUGACGCAUCCCCAAGAUCAACUGUAAAAUCUACCAUUCAAGCUCCUCGGAGAAAGUUUGUGGAUGAGGGGAAGCUAAGAAAGAUAUCAGGAAGAUUGUUCUCUGAUUCUGGUCCUAGAAGAAGCACAAGACUUGCAGGAGAAGCGGGUGCUGUAGCAAAUUCAAGUGGCACUAAUGUAACCGUGAAUGGUACAAAUCACUCGUCUAGAUAUCCUUCUAAGUUAGCCUCUGCAGCAUUUCGUUCAGUUACAGUUAGAAAGGGACCAUCCUGGUCUACUGAAAGUCUUCAUGAAGCUCAAAGUCGGUCCGAGCUUGAUGAUUCUCGAUCAAAUACUACAACCACUUCUGGUUCAUCACCAUCGCCUGAUACAAGAUCAUGUGAACGUGAUGAUACAAGCAUGUCAAUGGGCCGGGCUUCAAUGAGUGUAUCGAAAGUUGCUAGUGGUGCUUCAGAAGUAUUAUCCCUGCUGAAAAUUCUUGGGGACGGUUACAGACUUUCCUGUGUUUACCGCUGUCAGGAUGCACUUGAUGUAUUUCUACAACUCCCUCAUAAGCAUUAUAAUACUGGCUGGGUGCUCUCCCAGGUUGGAAAAGCUCAUUUUGAAUUGGUUGAUUACUUAGAAGCUGAGCAUGCCUUUAGCAAUGCGCGCUUGGCUUCUCCUUAUAGCUUAGAAGGAAUGGAUAUUUAUUCUACUGUUCUAUAUCACUUGAAGGAGGAUAUGAGGUUGAGUUAUUUGGCACAGGAGCUCAUAUCAACGGAUCGUUUAUCCCCUCAGUCGUGGUGUGCUAUGGGAAAUUGCUAUAGCAUGCAGAAAGACCAUGAAACUGCUCUCAAGAACUUUCAAAGAGCAGUGCAACUGAAUUCUAGAUUCGCCUAUGCGCACACCCUUUGUGGUCAUGAAUAUGUGGCAUUGGAGGAUUUUGAGAAUGGAAUCAAGAGUUACCAGAAUGCUCUUAAGAUUGAUACAAGACAUUAUAAUGCCUGGUAUGGCCUCGCGAUGAUAUAUCUUCGCCAGGAGAAAUACCAGUUCUCAGAGCAUCACUUUCGAAGGGCUCUACAAAUUAACCCUCGUUCUUCUGUUAUAAUGUGUUACCUUGGGACUUCCUUGCAUGCAUUGAAGAGAAAUGAAGAAGCUUUAGCAAUGAUGGAGAAAUCUAUAACAGCAGAUAAAAUGAACCCCCUCCCUAUGUAUCAAAAGGCUAACAUUCUUGUGAGUAUGGAGAACUUUGACAGUGCUUUACAAGUUCUGGCAGAGCUGAAAGAGUAUGCCCCUCAUGAAAGCAGUGUGUAUGCAUUGAUGGGAAAGAUAUACAAACGUCGUUCUAUGUAUGACCAGGCAAUGCUUCAUUUUGGUCUAGCUCUGGAUUUGAAGCCUUCUGCCACGGAUGUGGCUACUAUCAAGGCGGCCAUUGAAAAAUUACAUGUCCCAGACGAAUUAGAAGAUGACUGAGCAGGUACAACUUGAGAUGACAUGCGGAGCAAGCGCAACUCAACUCUAUUCCUGUAAAAUAUUUGUAUCACGGACCUUUCCCCUCUGCUGCUCUGCUUUUGUCAGGAUUUUUGAUACAACAGAUCUCCGUUCCUGGACGGAACCUCCUUCUUUGGAUCAUGCGACAGUUUUAUAGGUGUUAGAUUAAGGAUACAUGUAGUUUUGAUGAUUGAUAAUGUAAUCACAUAUGUAUGUGCCAUUUAGUUAAACUGUUAGCGUAAGGCCUUGUAACAAUAGUUAUCUACUUUACCUUGGUAGUUACUCUUCUCGUUUUUCAGGUAAAACUUUAUCCGUGUAGAAAAUUUUAAUACUUGAGGGGUGUACUCUUGGUGAACUAGGGUUGAGAAUAGCAAAUGAAGUGAUGGAUAGUUUGUUCUUUGUA